This is a messenger RNA of Dichomitus squalens LYAD-421 SS1, 1830 nucleotides long. RefSeq lists its product as uncharacterized. Gene Ontology annotation, molecular function: FAD binding. Bases 1 to 1830 code for a protein of 609 amino acids. The record is from RefSeq and is a predicted model, not a curated record. Lineage: Eukaryota; Fungi; Basidiomycota; Agaricomycetes; Polyporales; Polyporaceae. The transcript is spliced from 15 exons.
AUGUCUCAGCAAAAGACCACCAAAGAGGCUCACGUCGACGUCCUCAUCAUUGGUGCUGGGCCCGCCGGCAUGGUGUGCGCGAAUGCGCUUGUCCAAGCCGGCGUGAACGUUCGCAUCGUCGAUCAACGACCCGAAGGCCUGAUAGCAGGCCAGGCUGAUGGUUGCCAGCCUCGUACACUCGAGGUUAUGCAAAGUUACGGUCUGGCGGAGAAGAUGUUCAAACGGGGAGAGCAUCUACACAAGUCGGUGUUCUACAAUCCCAGUCCCAAUGGCGGCAUAGAGAGAACGACACGCUCCGGGUCGAUCAAUGCUCCCAGCGCACGAUGGGAGUAUGGGGCAAGUGUUACUCUCCACCAAGGCGGCGUCGAGCAGAUUUUUGAGGAGGCCAUGAUAGAGAAAGGAGCUAGGGUGGAACGCUCGACCAUACCCACGGCGAUCGAGCUGUCGGAGAACGCAAACGAUUUGCAGGAUCCGAAUGCGUACACAGCAAAGGUUACGCUCGACCGUCUGGAUCGUAAAGAGGACAAUACGGAGAUUGUGCAUGCGAAGUUCGUUCUCGGCUCUGAUGGGGCCCACUCAUGGGUCCGUAGGAUGCUCGGUAUCAACAUGGAAGGCGACAGCACAGACUCCAUCUGGGGCGUGGUCGACAUGGUCCCUGACACGAAUUUUCCGGACAUCCGCGCACAGUCCUUCGUGCAUUCACACGAUGGCACACUCUUCAUCAUCCCACGGGAGCGCGACCAAGUUCGCCUGUAUGUCCAGCAAGGAGCGGACAGCGACGUCAUCGACCCCAUCACCGGGCGAGUAGAUAAGAACCGGACGAGCCCUAAGAAGAUACUAGCACAAGCACGCAAGAUCCUAAGCCCGUACCGGAUCGAAGUGAAGGAUGACAAGGUCCCCUGGUGGACUGUUUACGUCGUCGGACAGCGGGUUGCUGAGAAGUUUGCUAUCCGUGACCGCGCGUUCAUUGCCGGGGACGCAUGCCACACACAUUCGCCAAAGGCUGGUCAAGGGAUGAACGCAAGCAUGGCUGAUUCCCAUAACCUUGCUUGGAAGUUGACAUAUGUCCUGAGAGGCUGGUCCCCAAUCUUCCUUUUGAAGACGUACGAGUCAGAACGGCGAGCAUAUGCUCAGGCCCUGAUCAACUUCGAUAAGGGCUGGUCGAAGCUCUUCACCGCGAAGCCCCGCACUGAAGAGAACCAAGACGGGAUCACGCACGAACAGUUCCUCAACGCAUUCAAGACAUUCAGUGGAUUUACAUCUGGCAUAGCUAUCCACUAUGGGCCCUCGGUGAUAGUCGACGUCACAUACCAGACUCUCGCGAGCAACCUCGUUAUCGGCGAGCGAAUGCUCCCGCACAUCUUUAUUCGGGCAGCCAAUGCGCAGCCUGUUGAAAUUCAGGACUUACUCCCGGCGGACACUCGAUUCAAGAUCCUCGUCUUCGCUGGAAACCUCUCUAUCGACAAGGACAAGGUGAAGUUGCAGACGCUCGCAGCGGCGCUGGACAAGCCCGAGAACUUCUUGAAGCGAUAUGGGCGCGGAGAUGUGGAGAAAUGGGAGGUGUUCGAUGUGCUGUGCUUCAGCUCUGCGAAGCAGGAUCAGGUCGACUACCUUGAUUUCCCUGAGUUCUUCCGCCCCCACUACUCGAGGGUAUUCCUGGAUGACGAAGAUAUGCACGGACGCUCGGGAGGUGGUGGAUACGCCAAGUACGGCGUUGACCAGAGCGCGGGAGCGAUCGUAGUUGUGAGGCCGGAUGGAUAUGUUGGAACCAUUGCGUCUCUCGACGGCGUGGACUUCAUUAACACGUACUUUGCUGCGCUCUUGGUCUAG